UCUCGAGAUUCUCCAUACACCUUCAGUAAAGAGCUUUGAUACCUCCAGAUAAAUAUGAAUCACCUUCCGCAAGCAUGGGGCCGUCCCAGGGAUGACGUUUACGGUGUCUACGACCAUUCUCAUUUCUCCAGUGCAGGCCCGAAUCAACACACACAAAGCCCGAUCGUCACCGGUACCUCAGUGAUAGCAGUGAAGUUUAAGGAUGGAGUGGUCAUUGCGGCAGAUAACCUAGCUUCAUAUGGCUCGCUUGCCCGAUUCACGGACGUAAAGCGUUUACGGAAGUUCAACGACCAAGUCGUCGUUGGCUUCGGCGGAGAUGUGUCAGACAUGCAGUACCUUGAUCGCCUCCUCAACUCACUCGACAUCCGUCAGAACUACUCCGGCGGCGACGCCGAGGACGCUUUGAAUGCAAAGAACCUACACACAUACCUCGCUAAAGUCAUGUAUAAACGCCGAUCCGACUUCAACCCUUUGUGGAAUCACCUCUUGAUCGCAGGUCUGGAUGGAGACUCAAAGCCAUUCCUCGCCAGUGCGGACCUUCUGGGCACUACUUUCUCGUCGCCGACCCUCGCUACUGGAUUCGGUGCCCAUUUGGCUCAGCCUAUCCUGAGGAGGACAAUACCCGAUGAGGCAUCAGUGGAGAAUGUGAGCCAAGAGGAGGCGGUGGAGUUGGUCAAGGAGAGCAUGAAGGUUCUCUUCUACAGGGACGCAAGGAGUAUGGACAAGUACUCUAUCGCUGUCAUCACCAAGGAUGGCGUGGAGUUGAAGGAGAGCGAGAAGCUGGAGAACCAGAGCUGGGCGUUUGCUGAGCGUAUCAGGGGCUACGGUACACAGGUGAACUAGAAACUUGAAGAUGUGAAACAUCACUUCAGGUAUGAUCCGGCAUCGACUCAUGCUGUCCAUGGCGUUU
Messenger RNA from Aaosphaeria arxii CBS 175.79, 910 nucleotides. Its product is annotated as proteasome component PRE4. The record is from RefSeq and is a predicted model, not a curated record. Lineage: Eukaryota; Fungi; Ascomycota; Dothideomycetes; Pleosporales. Gene Ontology annotation, cellular component: proteasome core complex. The transcript has 3 exons. Bases 55 to 843 code for a protein of 262 amino acids.